This is a messenger RNA of Erpetoichthys calabaricus (reedfish), 4182 nucleotides long. It is a transcript of the gene edrf1, whose product is annotated as erythroid differentiation regulatory factor 1. The transcript has 26 exons. The record is from RefSeq and is a predicted model, not a curated record. Bases 151 to 3906 code for a protein of 1251 amino acids. Lineage: Eukaryota; Metazoa; Chordata; Cladistia; Polypteriformes; Polypteridae. Gene Ontology annotation, biological process: positive regulation of DNA-templated transcription.
CUUCCCGUCCUUAAAGUGGGUUGCCUUUUUGAAAGGGUGCUUGGGGGCGGGUUUUAUUGGUUUAGUCCUUAGGAAGCACCGAUGCAAGCGAGGGAGAAGUUUCUGGGCUGUCAGUAAUGAGGUGCGACAGCGUUAUCGCUUGGGGUUUCCAUGUGUUUGCCGAAGUUGAUCGUCUCGGAGAAACUGUGUUGUGUAUGGUACUGUAGCAUGAUGACGGCCACUGAUGGUUCUUUAUCCAUGCUGCCUUGCUUGGAUAAUGAAGAGAAAAGCAAUGAAGGGAAAACGGACACCAACGAGGAUUACAAACAGAAAGAAUCUACUGCAUUUCCUGGAGGAUGUGAAGUGAAAAGCAGAGCAGUGGUCAAGUAUUCAGCGGCACCUCCACCAGCAGCGUAUGCCAGACUUCAAGAGAAGACAGACUUGAAGCUUCCUCCUUCCAAUUGGCUUCGAGAAAGCACCCAGCUCGGCCCUGCAGGCAUUACUAUUCUUGGCUCCAGUGGUAAAAGUAAACCAUUUUCAAGCUUUGGAAUGGCAUAUGACUUUAUUGAUUCAGUUGGAAAUGAGGUGGAUGUUGUUUCUGAUUCAGAGAACAUUAAGAAACUUCUAAAGAUCCCUUACAGCAAAUCACAUGUAAGCAUGGCUGUUCAUCGUGUUGGGCGAACGCUGUUAUUGGAUGAGCUGGAUAUUCAGGAGCUUUUCAUGAGGUCUUCACAGACAGGUGACUGGAUAUGGUUAAAAGAAUUUUAUCAGCGACUGAUUGAUGAAAAAUGGCAAAGAAAAAAGAAAAGCAAGGAGCACUGGUACCAGAAGGCUAUCCUUUCAAAGUUUCUUUACUACAGUAUUAAUGGAGAUGGAAAUGCAGAACCAAUGUCUACCACCUCGGAUGAAUCUUCACAACCUGAUGAUGAGGACCCAGAAUGUGAUGAAAUUGGACCUUCAUGGCCUGCACCCUUUGGAAGUUCAGCACCCAUUUCUGAAGAUAACGAUUCCUUGAAACGAGAAAACCUACCCAAUAAGGGUAAAUUUGCACUUGGACCUCUUGCCUCAUCUCCCAAAGGACAAAAUCUUACUACCCUUUUCAACGAAGGUGAAAACAGUCAGGGUUUGAAAAAUGAUUUUGUUCGGAACAUUUUGUGGACAUUUGAGGACAUUCAUAUGUUAGUGGGAUCAAAUAUGCCAAUAUUUGGUGGAGGCAGGUAUCCUGCUGUAAGCUUGCGUCUCAGGGAUAGUAAUAAGCCAAUCAAUGUGUUAACAGGAAUAGAUUACUGGCUUGAUAAUCUGAUGUGCAAUGUUCCUGAGCUUGUUAUGUGUUUUCACGUCAAUGGAAUUGUUCAAAAAUAUGAAAUGAUAAAAACAGAAGACAUACCCAAUCUUGAAAACUCCACUUUUUCUACCAGAGUAGUCAAAGAUAUUGCUCAGAAUAUUUUGUCUUUUCUUAAAUCGAAUUGUACUAAAGAAGGACACACUUACUGGCUUUUUAAAGCCAGUGGGAGUGAUAUAGUAAAGUUAUAUGAUCUUACAACACUUUGUGAAGAGGCACCAGAGGAGAAAUACCAGAACCCCUUCACUAUGCCCGUUGCAGUCCUUCUGUACAAAGUUGCAAGCAAUAUGUUAAUGAAGAAAAAUCAAAACAGAAAGCACUAUGGCACUAUUAGGACACUGCUUCUGAACUGUAUUAAAUUAUUAAAUGAAGAUCGACACCCUCAGAUUAUUGCCUCUGCAAACUACAUGUUAUCUGAGCUCUUUGAGCUAAAUGAGCCACGCAGGGAUGAUGGCUCCCUACCAAAUGGUAAUUCUGAAGAUAGCUAUAGUGAAGAGGAGGAUGAUAUACCGGAGGAUAGUGAUGAAAAUGGUUCUUGCAGUACAGGAUCAGAUGCCCCAGAAGAUGGUACUGCAGUAGCUAUAAUUAAGUCAGUGCGGGAACUUUCCCUUCCUGAGAAAUACAAGUCCACACAUCAGAUAUGGCCAAGUUGUACAUUUCCAAUUUGCCAUGAUACUGAGGAAAGAUGCCGUCAUGUUUUAAGUUACGUCUUAAAGGGACUGAAAGCAGUUGACAGUAGUAUUGAAAAAGAAAGUGAGCUACCUGCUGCUGAUCCCAGCACUCCAAUUCCACUGAAGUAUGAAGGUCUGACACCCAUUGGAAGCAGCUGUGGCAUGAAAAAUGAAAUAGCCUUGUUUCUUGAUAAAGCAGGGCCUAGAGGAGGUGAUAUCAAGCAUACUCGAUCAGGGAUGAUUAAAGGUUCCUGGCAGCAUCGAAUGAAAUUGCAGCUUUUUUUAAAGGCAUCUAAAGCUUAUUAUGUAUUGGCAGAAUCAGCAACCAAUUUGUUGAAAUAUGGCAGAGCGCUGAGAUAUGUAAAGUUAGCUUUGCAGUGUCAUGAUUCCUAUUGUUCUAUAAGUAGCAACCUACAUACUGAAGUUCUUCUGUUUCAUAGUCAAUGUCUUUCUCUAUGUGGUGAUAUCCAAUUAAUGUUAGCACAGAAUGCAAACAACAGAGAAGUAUAUUUGGAGGAGUACAACUAUCAGACAAAAGAUGAUCAAGAAAUACUGCAUAGCCUUCACAGAGAAUCCAGCUGCCAAGCAUUUAAUUUAGCAACGGACAUGGCUACAGACCCAGAGUACCAGUUGACGGUUAGCUGUAAAUGCUACGAAGCAGUUUAUGAUCUUCUAGUGUCAUUGAAUCUGAAGGACCAACAUCCUGAUCAGCUUAACCAAGUGCUGAAAAGAUUAGGCAACAUUCGAAAUGAAAUUGGAGUCUUCUAUAUGAAUCAGGCUGCUGCUGUGCAGAGCGAAAGGGCAGCAAACAAAGCUGUUUUAGCAACAGAGCAGGAGUUAUGGAAGAAAAGUUUUUGCUGCUUUGAAAAGGGAAUGAAGGACUUUGACGCCAUUGAAGAUAAAACAAAUACUGCUUUGCUUCUGUGCAAUACGGGAAGGCUAAUGAGGAUCUGUGCACAAGCUCAUUGUCCACUGAGUACUGAUGAAAAACGUGGUGAAUUUUCCCCAGAAGAGGCUUUGUAUUAUAACAAGGCCAUUGAUUAUUAUUUAAAAGCAAUGAGGUCACUUGAAAAAAGAGAAACCCACCCAGCAGUGUGGGACUCUGUGAACUGGGAGCUGUCCACUACUUACUUUACUUUAGCCACUCUGCUGCAGGACUAUGCACCUCUGUCGAGAAAAGCACAAGAACAGAUUGAAAAAGAAGUGACCGAGGCAAUGAUGAAAUCUCUGAAGUACUGUGAUUUGCAGACUGUUUCUGCAAGACAGCCCCUCUACCAGUACCGGGCCGCUACUAUUCAUCAUAGACUUGCCUCCAUGUAUCAUAGUUGUUUUCGUAACCAAGUUGGGGACGAGCAUCUUAGGAAGCAACAUAAGAAUCUAGCAGAUCUUCAUUAUACUAAAGCUGUGAGACUUUUCCAAGUUCUUAAAGAUGCCCCUUGUGAACUGCUUAGAACACAGUUAGAACGAGUUGCAUUUGUUGAGUUUCAAAUGGCAGGCAUGAGUAGCAAUGCUGCAAAACUUAAAACCCUUACGGCCACACUGGACAUCAUAUCAGAUACAAGGCAGGCCUUUGAGAUGAUCCACAAAGAAAUGUUGGAGGAACAGAAACAGAAUCUUAAUGGUGCAGGAGAAUGUGACUCUAAUGGAGCCAAUACGAAUUCCUCGAAUGGUCUCAACACUGAAGAGGUUGAGAAGUUAAUCAAUAUUUUCGAGCCUAGUUUAUCGUUCUUGCUGUUGCAGCUGGUAAAGCUCAUGACCACCACCAAAAAGAAAUCAAGUGGGACGACUGAGGACGGAACAGUUAAGAAGUAUAAGCAGGUGUAUUCCAGCUUACUGCGGGCAGAAAAGACAGCACCUCUAAUCACAAGAGUGGAACUCAUCAUUGAUUUGCUAAUUCAGCUUUUCACCACAUGAUAUUCAGCAGAAAGAAGGAGGAAAAAGAUGAUCCCCAUUAUGCCUUACGACAUUCUACCAGCUUCAGUAAAUGUAAUAACCAGGAUCAGUGCCUUGCUUGUGGUUAAGCACAACAUGUGACCUGCGCCGUGCUGUUCGCGUCUCAUUUUAGAAGAGGAGCAGCACUGUGUCGCUUCAGGACAUGCAUUGUGGAUGCUAAUGUGCUUUAUUGUACAUAAACUUGCAAAAUGGACAAACUGGACAAUUCUCAGUGUUUUGGGCACCAUUCAGUUUUUU